AUGAAUGAUGCAAGUGGUCCCCCAGGUGACCAACCCGAGGAUACGGGUGAUUCUUCCCCAAUGAGAGCUCCUGAGGACGGAUGGAUUUCCUCGCUGGUGGAUUGCCUUGUUCCCGAAUUCCAGGCCGAAGGAACCCGCGUCGGCGGUGAUUCCUCGAUGGGGACUGACAAUCAAGGCAAGGGUGCCUCUGGCGGAGCAAAUGAGCCCUGA
Molecule: messenger RNA, 210 nt
Organism: Puccinia triticina
Lineage: Eukaryota; Fungi; Basidiomycota; Pucciniomycetes; Pucciniales; Pucciniaceae
Exons: 2
Coding region: 1-210 (69 amino acids)
Source: RefSeq, a predicted model, not a curated record